Molecule: messenger RNA, 7302 nt
Organism: Eupeodes corollae
Lineage: Eukaryota; Metazoa; Arthropoda; Insecta; Diptera; Syrphidae
Gene: hob
Product: protein hobbit
Exons: 13
Coding region: 149-6910 (2253 amino acids)
Source: RefSeq, a predicted model, not a curated record
AAAGAAAAAGUAGAAAAAAAAACAACACUGAAAAAUUACAACACAAAAAUUGUAUUCCUCUUGUUUCUAAAUCAAAAAAACGACUUAAAUCGAAAAUAAUUCACUUUUAAAAUGACCAGAAAAUAAAAACCAAAUCACAUCCUUCAUUAUGUUAUUCAAAAUUCUAAUAUGUGUCCUUGUGUUUCUUGUGUUUUUCUAUUGGUUCGUGCCGACAAGUAUAAGUUGGUAUCUUGUGAGAAAACUCAAAGCCAAGGUCCGUAUUGGACGCAUAAGCAUACGAAUUUUAGCUUUGAAAAAUGUUAACAUUAGCAAGAGUGGAUUUUCAGUGCAAAUUGAAGAGAUAUGCCUUCGAAGUAGUUUCUUCAAUACCGAAGUCUCAAAAUUGCUAUCUAUUUACAUUCGUGACAUCAGAAUCAAUAAAGAUAUUGAUACAAAGCAGAAUGAUGGCUCAUCCCCUGUUGAUAUUCUUAAAGAGUUGGAGAGUCUUCAGAAUCAGAAGAAGAAAAAUGAACGCAAAGGAAUGCCCGAUUUUCGACAGGCAAAAGUACCUCCGAGUAUCAUAACUUUUGCUCAAUUUAUGGCAGUUCAUGUUAACAAUAUUUCUGUGGUUCUUAUGAACAAUGACUUCGAACCAGGCUGGUUCCUUCAUGCAACCGCUAAAGAACUCCACUUAGAUGGAAGUAUUGUUCACAACGAAAAGACUCUUCUUGUCAAUGCUAUCCUCAAUGAAGCACAGGCCAAAAUCCUUCGACACUGUCCAUCAAGACGACAAUCUUUGGAGAAUUUAAAUAAAAUAAGACCCUGUUUGGCAGAGCUUAGUUUUGACAUAGCUCUCGAUGGAAUACUCUUUGCCCAUGGACCUCUAUCAGUAGAUAAAUUAUCGUUAUCUAUGAAUAAUGCAAAAUCCACAAUUCACGGAGGUCUCUAUGAUUUUCUGCGUGAAGCCAAACAACGUAAAAAACCUGCUGAAGUUAAAGUCAUCGAACCAACGCUACCUAAAAAACCAUACAACAAUGAGGCAUAUCAAAAAAUUGCUCCAAUUAUUCCAAAGAAUUUUAGUUUUAUAAUAAAAGCUGCAACAUUUUCGGCAGUUAAAGAAAAUUCACAAAACGAUUUUAGUGCUAAAAUGCAACUUUUUACAAUAACUGGAAAAUUUAAUUCCAAGUCAUUGAACGAAAAUGUCCAUUUACCAACUUUGUAUACAAAAAUAUCUCUACAACAUCUCGACAUUGAUACGAAAUUCGAGAAGCUCCUAUUUAUCGAGCAAUUCACCAUUGAUUCUGUGUUGGAAAAUGAUAUGGUGAAUCUUUAUCUCAAACUGAAGACCUUCCAACUCAUUUACAAUCACAGUGAAAUCUACAAUUGGAUCAACAACAACUUCCUCUCUCAAACUAAACCCCAACCUCUGCUUCUAUCCCAUUUAACUGAGGAUUCGGCUUCCAAGCCGUUGUCACAAAAUAACAGCUUCAUGGAAUGGAUAUUGAAGCGAGUUGUUAUCAAGGGAUGUGCAGAACUUUGGAACGUGUCAACUCUGGUCAAACUUGACGAACAAAAUGCGGCGAUGAGUGUUAGUCACACAAGGCUACUCCUUGAACAAUUUGAUGAGAAACGUAGCAAUCGAUAUAAGACCGAGAUAUUGAAUCUUCUCCUCGAUCAACGUCAUUGGAGCACCGAACUGAUGAUAGAGUCGCUGUGGUGGUCAUUGGGUAAUUCAAUCAAUGACACAAAUAACCUUAAGAAAUCUCAUUCCCCUGGUAGUCCAUUCUUUUUGGGAGUGAGUCUUGUCAAGUUGAGCAGCUAUGGGAAUGUGACAAAACUUGAAAUCUCUGUUCACACCCUUCGGACUGAGUAUAGUCUUGCUUUGGCCGAGUUCAUAGUAAAAUCAACCCAAUGUAUCAAACAAUAUGGUCGAAUGGAUUUGAAGAAGAAACCACGAGAUGUUCUUGAGGCUUCUUCAGGCGAUCCCAAUGCUGGGUUGUUGGUGUCGAUGAAAAUCAAGGAUAUAAGUGCAUUCUUCAUAAAUCACCACGAUGCUUGGUUGUUAAUAAGUUUGACGGACAUUGCCCUCACUCGGUCACAUCAAGUGUCCAACUUUCGUUUGGAGGAGUUCCAAAUGGCCAUAAUGAGAUCGAUGACAUCUUCGUCAUUGUCUCUCAACGAUUUCACAGAUAUAUUCGCAAAUGUCAAGAUUAUUCGCAUGGAAUAUGAGAAAUUCGAAAACUCGAGACCCAAAAUUUCGGUAUAUAUUCCAGGGAAUAGUGAGGCUACAUGGAAUUCGAAUUUACACAUGCAUGUGGUGACUCUUCUGAGGGAUAUAGGUGAAUUAAGAGCUGAACUGAACCUAUCCACACCAUCCAAAGAGUUAGAACCUCAACCACAAGAUCCGAAGAAUAAGUUAAUUCUUGAGAUAUCUGCAGAGAGGAGUACUCUCUUUGAGAUUAAAAUCUCAGAGCGACACACGAUGCAGUGGUUUCUGGAGAAUCUAUUUGUGAGUCGUAAGGAGGGAAAUUUCAUAUCGGCGGAGAAUAUUUUCAUAAAAAUCGACGAUCAACACAUUUUCACGGUCAAGGAUGUGGAUAUUCACUCGCUUCCGAAGCUCGAAAUGCUCACACAAGAAAGAGCCAAUUGUGAGGGUUUUGUUUUGGCCACAAAUAAGGUUUGGGUCACAACUAUUGGAGUUUUCAAGGCCAUUUUUCCAUAUGACCAUGACUUUUACGACGCAGUUCAACACGAAUUUGUGUCACUUUUCAAAUGGCUGAAGUUUGUGCAUAAUUUUAAAAAGAAACCAUUCACAGUGACUUCUCCAUUACCAAGUGAUUUGGUUAUUCAGAUCAAAGAGUUCCUAGUGGAAAUAAGUGACGAUCCUUUCGAGGUGAAGCUCCGGGAUAACUAUGUCCUCCUGGUCGAUGAGUAUUUGGAGAGUUUAAAGCGUAAGAAGUUGUUUGAGCAGAAAAUUGCUGAACGAUGUUCGGAGCGACUUCUUGUUCCUGCCGGCACCAUUGAGAGUCUUUAUGCAAAUCUUGUGAAAAAGAACUCGGAGAUCUAUAUACAGAGGUCGAAGAAGAUCAGUGUCAGUGGACCAGUUCGGACGCGUUUGUUGGCUUGGAUAAUGACCGAUGUUGAGAUUAUGGCUAUGGCGGAUACUUCAAUUCAUGGGACGGAGAAUGUGACGAGGAUUAUGAGAGAAAUCGAUACGGAGAGUCCUUGGCCAGAAGAGGGUUUAGAAUUCACCACUCUGUGGUGUCGAAGUGUUAAUGUUAGCUGCACUGAGUGGAAAUUUAUGUUGAGAGAUUUUCCUCAACCAAUGUUCUACGUGAAGGCUAUGCGUCUCUUUGGGACUCUAUGUGGAGCCGAACAGAUGGCCCCUAAGCGAGCGAAACGAGAUGUUGUCAUCGAAGUGGGACAUCCAUUUGGAAACGAUACGAUUCAAAGAGGAAUGACAGCGUUGAAAUUCUAUCAUGAUUUUGAUUGUGAGUUGGAUUUCUGUAGCUAUGCAUUUGGUCCAUGUUGGGAGCCGGUAAUGGCUCAAUGUAAUUUGAGCUUUGAAAAAAUAUCAGCUCCCUCAAAGGACCCGAGUCCGGUGUUGCCAUUCUGGGAUAAGUUAAGACUCCUACUCCACGGACGAUUGACUAUGAUUGUGAAGCAAUUCACAGUUCUGUUGCAUGCGUCCUUGGAUCCCUACAACACAACCGAGGAAAUGGAACUCACUUGGAAUAAUUGUGGAAUCGUGUGGACUAAUGCGAGGAUCAUAUUCAAGGGAGAGUUAAAUAUCACAGUUCGGACAGCAUCACGAUACGACGAUUGUAGGCUUCUGCAUUUUCCCAACUUGAAGUUGACAUUGAAGUUAAAAUGGAUUUGUCUAGCUAAUCCCAAUGAUCAUCAUGCGGUGAUUCCCUGCGCUCCGGACAAACUACCAGAGUAUUCGAGUAAUCAGGUUCAUGACUCUUUUCGUGCAUUUCGAUCUCAGAAUGUUAACAUUUGGAUCUCAUUUGAAACAAAACCAGUUCCGGGCGAGGACCCGGAGGUAGAUAUUCCAAGUCUUGUGUUGUAUGGCAGUACUUUGAGAUGGUUUGAGAGUUUGAAGUUGAUUUUAUCGGGAGUUACACGGCCGACGAGGCGAGGAUUGGUCUUCAACAAUGUUCGACCGAGGAAGAAGCAGCUGAGUAGACAUUAUAAGAGAGCCAAUCUUCAGAUGAGCUUGCAUAGAUUCCAAGUACUCUAUUGGAUGUCUCACGCUCUGCAGAAAGGUUUCCAGCUAAAUGGAGGCCGAGUCUCCUUCAGUUCGGAACAUUGCCUCAGUCUGUUUUCUGAUUUCGAUGAUGAAUUGAUUCAUCGACCGAGGGCGGAUUGGUCAACAGUUUACAUGAAUUGUGAGCUGAAUGAUGCCGAAAUUUGGCUAAAGAGUAUUUUGACGGAGAAACUCGAGAGCAGUUCGGAGAACAUCACCAACUCAAUUGUUCGUUUUUACUUCCUGAGUGUGGACAAAGUGUCAUAUGGACGGGAAGCCCUAAUUCCAAAUGAAGAGGAUUCGAAAGGCAAAAACUCCACACCCGCUCACAAGUUGGUCGUCUAUGAUUUGAAGGGUGCCUGGACGAAGAACAACAGAGAUGUUGCAUUUGCAUUGUUCGAUUCGUUUAUGAAGUCCCAGAAGUUGAAGAAUAAUCUCUCAACCGAAGCUGUGAAGGGCUUCCGAAAGGAAGCAAACUCGCACUUCGUCAAAAAUCAUCGAAACGAAAGUGGAACUGCUACACCAGAAGUCUUGCCAAUUGGAGGGGAGAAUGCUUCGACGACCAUCAAGAAACCUCAACAAACUAGUCAUGCUACGGCUAUGCUACAGCAGUUGAUCGCUGAGGCAGAUCACAAAUUUAAUGUCUACAGCGAUGAUCAGAGCACUCAGACGCGGGAGUUACUCUUGCAGGGACUCCAGGCGUGUAAUUCCCAGGAUAUCACCCAUGAGAAUUGGUCAAUAUCUCUUGUUAAUUCGCAGGUUUUACUUAAGGGAUGCGAAACAUCCGGUUAUGUUAUUAUAAGUGCAGCCAAAGCUGAGAUCCUGCAAAGGGUUCAUAAUCCUGUGUGGCGGGAUAGGUCGUUGGUCACAAAGACGACUUGGAAGGGCUUGUUGGAGUGCAUGCAGUACUAUGCCACUGUAAGCGCCGGAGAGCAUGAUUCUCUGCUGGAAAACGAGAUCAUGUGGUUGACUGUGGACAAUAUCCAGGAGAAGGAUAAAGAUGCUACUGUGAUCAAUGACUUGCCAGAUAUUCCACAUCUCGUGGGCAGUGGCCGCAGUGUGGGAGGUGUUGUUUCUGAGACAGUUGGAGCUUCGGCGGUGUCAGAUGCUGGAGAAGCACAGCCUCUUCAACUUCAACGCAUCGUAUCUCGGUGUAAAUGUGAGUUCUUCUAUGUGAGCUAUGGCGAUCCAAUUGAUCCGAGUACUAUUCGAAUGGUUCCACCGCCUCCAUCAGAAGAAACACUCAGUCCUUGGGAGAAACAAGAUGAUCCCGCUGACGCGUUCACCCUUAUGCAUCACGAUUUGGAUGUUUGUACAAACUCCCUGCAGUAUGCUAUGAUCCUGGACAUUGUGAAUAACCUUCUGCUAUUUGUGGAGCCUCAGAGGAAGCAGGCUCUUGAGAAGUUGGCUCGCAUGCGAUUCAAAUUGCAGCUUUACUCCAGUGAAGAUCAGAAAAGGCCCAUUCAGCAUUUACAAACCCAAAUUCGGAGUCUUUUGAUGAAGAUUCGUUCUCUCGAAAAAGAUAUCCAUUUGAUUGGCAAGGCACGUGCCGAGGAAGGAGAUUCCAGGGAACUGCGUAUAGAUUUCGAGCAAGUUCAGAAAUGCAUACGCGAGAGCAAGGAAGAGCUGAACAACCUGAGUGAGGAGUUGGAUAUGAUGUUGCUGUGCUACAAGGAAACCCAACUCUCGACCAUGAGCAAAAUAACCAACGUGAGAGCUAACAAAACGGUUUCGAUUGUCCGAGCCAAUGAGAUAUGUUUCAAGCGAGCUCAGUGGCGUCUCACAGAAACCGAUGGACAAAUCGGUAUCGCUGAUCUCGUUCUCAGUGGAUUCUUGUACACAAAGAAAUCCAAAAGCGAUGAUUCCGUGGAGCAUCUUUUGGAGCUUGGCAACAUUCGCAUGAAUAAUCUUAUCCCUCGAGAAAUCUACAAAGAAGUCAUCUGUCCCACAGAGAUUCAGAAAGAUAUGCCAGUUGACACGCAUAAGCGGGUCCUUCGAGUUUUCUGCCGGGAAAAACCUCCAGUGGGUGGGAUUUCGGUGAAGGAGCACUUCGAAAUAAACGUCGCACCCAUCACAAUUGCUAUCACCAAGAAAUUCUAUAGCACAAUGUUGAAGUUCUGCUUCCCCGAUCGUGAUGCCUCCGAGACUGAAACCGUCGAUGAUAUCGAAGAAAAUUCUUCGGGCUCUUCAUCGUCAUCACAGAAAUCUUCGAAAAAAGCAUCAAAAUCGAAGAAAAGCUCCAAAGACUCUGAAUUUUAUGUGAAGAUCGAAAAGGACGACGUGGAAAAGAUGAAAGAGCGAGCAGAAAAGAAUAAACUAUUCAUCUACAUUAAGAUUCCCGAGGUCCCCGUGAGAGUUAGCUACAAGGGAAAUAAGGAGAAAAAUCUUGAAGACAUUACAGAUUUUUCACUGGUCAUUCCUACGCUAGAGUAUCACAAUGUCACUUGGACAUGGUUGGAUUUGUUAUUGGCAAUGAAGUCAGUUAGCCGACGAGUUAUUUUGUCUCAGGCUAUAAAACAGAAGUUACAAAUUCAUAGAAGACAGCCUCUGACGUCGGCUGGGGAGAGGGCUUCACCUCAGGAGGAGGAUAAAGCUAAGAUGUUGUUUGGAAAUCGUUUAGCGAAUGAAAACCGAAGCCAAAGAAGAGGUGUCUUCAAAUUUACAGCAAAUAAUCCAAAGUAGUAGUAACAGAAGAAGAGGCAGAGUUUAGAAUUUAUUAAUAAUUCCAUCUACAUUUUACCAAUCCAGUGAUAUUAAGGACAUGUUUUGCAAUGUUUGAGUAAACUGAGUACCGACUUUUCAGUCAGAGGACGAUAAUUUUAAAUUUUUGUCCUGCUUAUGUGUUGAAAGGAUAUCUUGUGAAACAAGCCCUAAAACUAAUUAAAACAAACAAAUAGUCAAGGGUAGACAGAGGUACAUGUCUAUCCAAUUUAUCGUUUUCUUUCCGUUGAAAAAGUAUUAAUAGUAAAUUUUUGUUACAAUUAAAACAAAUUAUAGGUAUGUCACUCUAUUGCUGUAUGAAAUAAUUAAAAAAAAGAAACAAUAAAUUAAAUAUAAUUUAUUUUAAAUACAAA